Molecule: messenger RNA, 811 nt
Organism: Scleropages formosus (Asian bonytongue)
Lineage: Eukaryota; Metazoa; Chordata; Actinopteri; Osteoglossiformes; Osteoglossidae
Gene: mzt1
Product: mitotic spindle organizing protein 1
Exons: 3
Coding region: 187-402 (71 amino acids)
Biological process (GO): mitotic spindle assembly; microtubule nucleation by interphase microtubule organizing center; gamma-tubulin complex localization
Cellular component (GO): interphase microtubule organizing center; spindle; gamma-tubulin ring complex
Source: RefSeq, a predicted model, not a curated record
UCCUUUUUGAAUCCAAAUAGCUUUAUUUGCAGUGAACUGUGUCCAUUGCAACGUUAGUUAUUUUUUAUUUUUUAUUUUUUAUUUUUACACAGGCGGCAAAUCGGCACGUUUGGCCUGAGAUGAACUUAAGUAUAACAUAGUUGUGCAAGUAGAGGAAUCUUUCAGACCAAGAGGUUUUGUACGACGAUGGCAACCGCUCAGAAUAUGAACGCGGUCCGGGAAACGAUGGACGUUCUGCUGGAGAUCUCGAAGCUGCUGAACACAGGUCUAGACAUGGAGUCCUUGUCCAUCUGUGUCCGUCUCUGCGAACAGGGCAUCAACCCGGAGGCCCUGUCCUCCGUCAUAAAGGAGCUGCGCAAAGCGUCCGACACCUUCAAGGCUUCAGAGAACAGCGCAAGCUGACGUGGGAAGCGUGAGCCCCGUCGUGAUUUGCAAACGGUGAAAAGACUGAUCUGUAAUGUGUGUCAAGUGCAAACAGGAUGGAUGUGUUUAUACUUUAAAUUAUAAAAGUAAAAUUCAAUGAAAUCUUUAGUCUCCUUACCACAGUUCUGUUACCUUUUUUUUAUACGUACUACUAAGUGUGUGUACCAGUUGUCCCAUAGUUAGACUGAAAAUCUGACUUUGACAGUGAAAGUUAAUUUAAAUGUUACCAAGAGAUGUGAUUAUGCCAAUACAGGCUGUCCCCGAGUUACGAAUGUCCAACUUAUGUACAACCCAUAGUUGUGAACCACCCUCGUUACUGACCAGAAGUUAAUUUUUUUGUCACCCUUAAGUAACAAUCAAAUGAAAACUUCAUAUUAAGCCUAUUAUA